GGAGAUAAAAAUAAAAAGAAAAGAAUUCUCCUCUCUCUCUCUCUCUCUCUCUCUCGCUCUGUUACAUCCUGCAUCUUUGCUCUUCCAGGUUUCAGCAUCCAAGGAGCAGCAGCUUGCUUGCUCUUCCCAAAAGGAGGAAGAGUCGAAGAGUGCGAGAGGCCCGAGCGCAAGCCUGAAGCCUCAAAGGCAAAUCCUCCCCCACAGACUACCACAAGCUGAAGCUCGAGCGAGCUGAAGUCAGGAUGAGAUCAUGGGAGAGGCGAAAAUAAUCAAUAAUGUGCCAAAGUGGUUCUAAUGUCUGGAUAUGGGUAUGGGGACAUUCACAACUGAUGAAAGCGACAAACAUGAAGAGAGCUACCUGUCGUUGGGUUUGACAGUAUCACAGUCAAAGAAAAACAACACUGAAUACCCCAAGGUUCUGUUGCUUCUGGCGGCUUAUCUUGAUAGAUCAGUUCAGAAGAAUGAAGACUUACUAGAUUCCAAUAAGAUAAAGGAUUCAAGCACCAUCUUUCAUGGUCACAGGGCUCCAGAUCUUAGUAUAAAGCUUUAUGCAGAGCGCAUCUUCAAGUACUCAGAGUGCAGCCCAUCUUGCUUUGUGUUGGCCCUCAUCUACAUGGAGAGAUAUCUACAGCAGCCACAUGUGUACAUGACGUCCCUUAGCGUUCAUCGCUUGCUAAUUACAUCUGUGGUGGUUGCUGCCAAAUUUACAGAUGAUGCGUUUUUCAACAAUGCAUUCUAUGCUAGAGUUGGGGGAAUCAGCACAGUAGAGAUGAACCGACUUGAGCUGGAUUUGUUGUUCAAUCUGGACUUCAGGCUGAAAGUGGAUUUAGAGACGUUCGGAAGCUACUGCUUGCAAUUGGAAAAAGAAACAAUGGUUCUUGUAAUAGAUAGACCUAUUCAACAAGUUCACGGCGUCAAUAGCACUAAAGAUUUGAGUCGCAACAGUAGCAUUGACGAGUCUUGCAAGAGCGAGCUGAUGCGGUACAGCAGUCAGGCUCUCCAAGGAUGUAGCUGACCAACUUGAUUUUACAUCCUACAUUUUUCACCAAGGGUUAGGACCACUAGAAAUUCUUUCAAGAGUAAACAAUUGUGCUUCAGAUUGUGUUUAACUGUUCUGGAGCUUUUGGAUGAUAGGGCCCUUCUUUUUUUAUUGUACCACUGUAAUUCUUUUGAACCACGAUGUUUGAAUUUUCACCAGUUUAUUGAAAGGCAACAAGUCUGAACAUUAUUCAAUCUAACCAAGCUCAAUACUGUAACAUCAUGAUUUCAGUGAUUAUGUUGAAUACUAACAUCAUGAUUUCAGUA
Oryza sativa Japonica Group (Japanese rice) is the source of this 1305-nucleotide messenger RNA. Lineage: Eukaryota; Viridiplantae; Streptophyta; Magnoliopsida; Poales; Poaceae. The record is from RefSeq and is a predicted model, not a curated record.